GCGAUGCAUCAGAUUUACAGCUGCAGCGAUGAAAAUAUAGAAGUUUCCACCACCGUGAUUCCUUCCAAGGUGUCCAGUCCAACCAGGAGAAGAGUCAAAAGCUCUCAACACCUCUUGACCAAGAAUGUGGUGAUCAAGUCGGACCUCUACACGUCCCGGCCCCUGGAGCUGCUGCCGCACCAUAGCGACCGUUGGGACGCAGGCGAAGGCCGCAGGUUCAGGCGACUGCCCGGGGCACAUCCCGCCAAAACCCGCUCCAGACCUGUGGGGAUUUCUGAACCCAAAGCAUCAAAUCUGUGUGGGAAUCGAGCAUAUGGAAAAUCACUGAUUCCUCCAGUAGCCCGGAUCUCAGUGAACUCUCCAGCUGCAGCAGAGGUGGCAGCCACAGGCUCAGAGAAUGGAACUGUUCUAGGAAGAGGAUCCAGACAUCUCAAGAAGAUGACAGAAGAGUAUCCAACUCUCCCCCAGGGUGCGGAGGCUUCCCUGCCACUGACAGGCAGUGCUUCCUGCGGUGUCCCUGGCAUCCUCCGAAAAAUGUGGACCAGGCACAAGAAGAAGUCUGAAUAUGUGGGAGCCACCAACAGCGCCUUCGAGGCCGACUAAAGGUGACCCUUCCCAGGUACCUUGCACUGGCUGAGGUUCACAGGACAAGGGAAGAAAACUUGAGGAUUGGGACUGAGCCACACUCACCUGUACUAGUAGCUGGUCCGAACAUCAUUCUCUCUCACUAACUGAUCAUCCCGGCUUUGGGCAUGGAAA
This is a messenger RNA of Sciurus carolinensis (gray squirrel), 759 nucleotides long. Its product is annotated as vexin-like. The record is from RefSeq and is a predicted model, not a curated record. Bases 4 to 603 code for a protein of 199 amino acids. Gene Ontology annotation, biological process: neuron differentiation; neurogenesis. The transcript has a single exon. Lineage: Eukaryota; Metazoa; Chordata; Mammalia; Rodentia; Sciuridae.